Molecule: messenger RNA, 2720 nt
Organism: Octopus sinensis (East Asian common octopus)
Lineage: Eukaryota; Metazoa; Mollusca; Cephalopoda; Octopoda; Octopodidae
Product: ankyrin repeat, PH and SEC7 domain containing protein secG-like
Exons: 11
Coding region: 123-2129 (668 amino acids)
Biological process (GO): signal transduction
Molecular function (GO): protein binding
Source: RefSeq, a predicted model, not a curated record
GGUUGAGGCAGUAGUUUGAGAUCAAUUCAAGCGGUUCAUAUCUAAAGAAGUAAGCAAAAUAUUAACACGACAUAUUGACAGCUGAAAUUUUUUUCAUUUUAGCAUAUUUCACUCAACAUAAUAUGGAGUUUGAUCAUUUUCUAUGUAAAGUUAUGCAAGGUGACAUUACAGCUAUUAAACAAUGUAUUGUAAGAAAUCCUGAUAAGAUUAACAAUCCCAACAAUUGUGGCAACACCAUACUUCAUUUUGCAAGUGUUAAGGGCAACACCAACAUUAUUCUAAUGUUAUUGAAAGCAGGAGCGAGUGUAACAUCAACAGAUCAAGAUGGCAAUACACCUUUACACUGGGCAGCACUAAACAACCAACAUGAAGUGGUGGCAUUGUUGCUAUACUAUGGAGCUGAUGUCAAUAUUCUCAAUAAAAAUGGGUGUAGUCCACUCCAUGAAGCUAUCCUUAAAAACAAUAUAAAGGUGGUGGAGAUGGUACUUAAUACAAUAAAUGUAUAUAAUGCUCAGAUCAAUCAACAAGAUUCUCACAGUAGGACACCUCUAUAUAUGGCAUGUGAGGAUGGAUACCAUAACUUAGUUGAAUUGUUACUGAAGUCUAAUGUUGAUGUCAAUAUGGCUGAUAAACAUGGUAGAACACCUCUACAUAUGGCCUGUCGUGGUGGACACACAGAAAUAGUACAAAUGUUAUUGCAGUUUAAAGCCAAUGUCAAUAUGGUGGAUGAGUAUGGGAAAACACCUUUACAUAUGGCCUGUAGUGAAGGAUACUCUGCCACAGUUUUAGUCUUAUUGCAAUUUAAAUCUGACAUUAAUGUGGUAGAUAACUGUUAUAACACACCUUUACAUAUGGCCUGUCUUAGAGGACAUCACAAUACAGUAGAGGUGUUAUUGCAGUCUAAAGCUGAUAUUAAUGUGGAGGAUAGAUAUGGCAGAAGCCCUCUACAUGUGGCCUGUUUUAGUGGACACUCUAGCACUGUAGAGGUGUUACUAAAAUUUACAGCUGAUGUCAAUAUAAAAAAUAAGUAUAAUAAUACACCUCUACAUUUGGCCUGUUAUGGAAAACACUCUGGUAUAGUAGAGAUUUUAUUGAAGUCUACAGCUGAUGUCAAAGUGGUGAAUAACAAAGGUGAUACACCGUUACAUGUGGCCUGUGGUAAUGGUGGAGAUGCAGACACAGUGAAAAUAUUGUUGCAACAUAAACCUGAUGUUAAUUUGAAGAAUAAAUAUAAUAGCACACCUCUACAUCUGGCAGUUCUACAGAACAAUUAUGAUGUGGUGGCAUUGAUACUAUCCCAGGACCAAAUACAAAUGGAUAUUAAGGACUGUUGCCAACAGACGCCAUUUCUUCUAUCUCUCUCUGAAGGCCAUCUUGGAAUGGUUCAUAUGUUCGUAUCAAAAGGGGCAGAUGUCAAUGCAGUUGAUAAAGAUGGUAAUAACUGUCUUCAUCAUGUAUUGAAAAGAAAGUUAUUUCACUCUGAAAGUGAAGAGAUGGAUGUCCUAAAUGAGAUUUGCUCUCAACUCAGCUUGAACAAGGAAGACAGACUAUCUGCUGUUGCUGUAGCUUGUUAUUUAGCAGAAGAAGGAGCAAAUUUUCAUCACAAAAACAAAAAAAAUAGGACCCCUCUUGACAUCAUUUGUAAUUCGAAUUUAAAAGAGAAACUCAACAGAUUUGUGUCCAUUCAUCUGCAAUGCUUAUUGUGCAAAGAUAACCAGGCCACUGUAAAAUUCUAUCCAUGCAAACAUACAGUGACAUGUUCAAAUUGCUAUUCCAAAAAGAAGCUUAAAAAAUGUAUCCGGUGCCAACAACCUAUAACCAACAAGAGCGGAUUUGAGUGUCAAAAACUUGAAGAACAAGACCUCAUGAAGAUUAGUUAUCUGUUGGGAAGUAAAUGGUGGCAAGCAGGUAUCUUCUUAGGAAUUAAAGUUGUUGAACUGGAAAUUAUCAUGUGUGAUCAUCCACUUAAAACUGUAGAUCAGAGUUUCCAAAUGUUAUACAAAUGGUUAAACCGUAGUGCAACUGGGGAAUGCACAGUUAACCUCCUAAGAAAAGCUCUUGAGGAAGCUGAAUGUUUUUAUGCACUUGAUUACCUUCAGGAAAAUCGGGAAUUUCAAUGUAAGUGCUGAUUAUGAGUGUGUAUUUUAACUUAGAAUGGAGGAGUGUGAGGGAGAAAGAUAAACUUUUAAAAUAAAGAUAAACACUUAUAUCCUGCAGUGCAAUGAUGAUAUAAGUACCUUUCCUAACACUUCUGUAGGAGAUCGCUUUCCUCUGUUUAGUCAAGAUUCGAAACCCAAUCCACACACCUGUUGCUUGUCGGACGAAUGUCUGAUCCUUUGUCUUUUAUCUCUAUGUUGGGAAAUAAAUGAGAAAUACCUGGCCCCUGCAGAGAUCAAUCCAUUAUUUUAGGUUUGGCCUACUGUCUGAACCUUAUAUAACCAAUUGAAAGGUUUGCUUCAACCACUUUGGUUUUCAACCGGGUAACUGAGAGCAUGUCUAUCCCCCCCACUUUUCAGUCGUCUGACCAAGAGCAUUUGCUGAAUGGAAAGGGACAACGCAGUUUUUAAUCUUUGUUAGCAGACCAUAACUUGGCUUACACACACAGCUUCCAACACACACUAAGAGUGCACGAGCAACACAUUAUACCAUUGUCAUCAAUACAACUACUGCUAUGUCUGUGAUACUUACCACUGUCAGCCAAUAAACCUGUAAAUAUCAUU